Habropoda laboriosa is the source of this 1701-nucleotide messenger RNA. Its product is annotated as transmembrane protein 181. Lineage: Eukaryota; Metazoa; Arthropoda; Insecta; Hymenoptera; Apidae. The record is from RefSeq and is a predicted model, not a curated record. Bases 170 to 1615 code for a protein of 481 amino acids. Gene Ontology annotation, molecular function: toxic substance binding. The transcript has 11 exons.
AGUUAGAAAUGUACUUUCACAGUUCAGCGAUCUUUUCAGUGAAUUCAACAAGUACAUUGCACCUGCUUACCAUCACGAUCGUUGUGAAAGGUCUGUUCGCUUCCUUUGUGUUAUAUAAUUAUGAUGCGUUAUUUAAUAAUAUUAUUUUUGCUUAUUCAGAUCGGUACAAAUGCGUCUGUAUUCUAUGCAUAAGAGGGAAUUUGUUAUGGUAUUCGUUGCCUUCUUUGCCUGUUUUGGAUUAGCGGUAUUCAUUGGACUUGCAGGUCCUCCUAUUACUUCGACGACCGAUCGGAUAAUUCACUUGAAUGGCAGUGAGGUUGCUACUGGUCCUUUUGUUAUGAAAACACCUCUAUUAUCUACGUACAGCCAACAAUUAUGGGUUAUCGCAAAAUUACUGACAUCCAAUAACGAUGAUGAAAGAUAUGACAAAAGUUUUCAAAUAAGCAUCUCUAUUGACGGUAUUGCUAUCGAUCGUAAACUUGUACCUGUUUUGUCUUCGGAAACCGGGCAUAAUAGAACCAGACGUUUAAAAUGCGAACGACAAACGUGCGAGGAACUCGUAGUUGCUCAUCUUGGAUAUCUCGACUACAGUUACUACAACAUCACUGUUCGGUUUCAUGGGCUCGAGAGCUUCCAUCGACGUUAUGACAUACGUGAACUUACAUUCUACUUUAAAAAUUACAAUCCAGCGUUUACGGAGUUCGAGAUUUGGUUUCGAUUUAUCUUCUUGUUAACUGCGUUCGGAGUUAUGUGUUGGUUCGGACAUUCUCUUCGCAAAUAUCCGUUGCACGACUGGUCGAUAGAACAGAAAUGGAUUUCUAUACUCCUUCCCUUGCUAAUUUUAUAUAAUAAUCCGUUGUUUCCAAUGACAUUUUUAGUCAAUUCUUGGGUACCUGGUAUGGUAGAUGCAAUUUUACAGACAACGUUUCUAUGUGCAGUUCUCAUGUUUUGGUUAUGCGUUUACCAUGGUUUGAGACAAAACGAAAGACGUCUUGUAACGUUUUAUUUACCGAAAGUUUUGGUAGUGGGUUUAUUGUGGUGUUCAGCACUUGUUCUAGCAACAUGGUUACGCUGUACGGAAUUAGAGGAUCCCACGUAUAAUUACGUUCUCGAUACGUCCAAUUAUUUCGGUUUCAAAGUGUUCUUCUUCACAGUAGGAGGAUUUUACAUAGCGUAUCUGCUUCUCUUGAUAUUGAGAGCAUACAGCGAAUUAAGAUCUAUGCCGUACUUUGAUCUUCGUUUACGUUUUUUGACGUUGCUUGCCGCGGUAGUUUCGUUGGUUUGCGGUUGUGUGACAGCGCGACAGUUUGGAGCUGGUAUUUUUGAAGAUAGUUUUGCCUCUCGCCUUACCACCUAUUAUCGUUCAUCCGCUCAAUUUAUGGCGUUGUACGGACUUCUUAAUUUUUACCUGUAUACUAUGGCUUAUGUAUAUGCACCGGCGUAUGAACAAUUGUACGAUUCUUCUAUAACAAAGGAUAACCCCACCUUUUCUAUGAUUAAUGAUUCCGACGAAGACGUCAUUUAUGGAUCGGAUGAAGAUGUAACAUACGGGUCGGAUGAAGAUAGCCGACGGCCCUUAACACGCGCGACACGAACAGCGAAUGGUAACAAUUGAUAAAAUUAAAUUGAUUACUGUGAAUAAAAGAGAGAGAAAAAGAAACACUUUUCUAAAAGGACGGAAGGUACGAUGAUAAAAUAAUG